Lasiodiplodia theobromae is the source of this 3756-nucleotide messenger RNA. RefSeq names its product Stress response protein nst1. The record is from RefSeq and is a predicted model, not a curated record. Lineage: Eukaryota; Fungi; Ascomycota; Dothideomycetes; Botryosphaeriales; Botryosphaeriaceae. The transcript has 2 exons. Bases 1 to 3756 code for a protein of 1251 amino acids.
AUGGCCAACAUCAAAGCACAUCCCGGCGCGCCUGCGCCCAGCAACGGCGUGCUCACUGGCGCAGCGCCGCCCGGCAACCCCAGUGUCAAUCGCAAGAAGGCGAAGCGUCGCGCGAAGCUCGCCGCGAAGCAGCAACAGCAGCUGCAGCAGGAUCAGCAGCCAGUGAACCCUAGCCUGCGGAAUGGCAACGUGCCUCAUGCCCAGAGCGCCGUGCACAAUGGCCAUGUAUCCCAUCCUGAGCCUCAGCCCCCACUGGAUUACGACGACGAGCUCGACGACACGGAGCACUUCGACGGCGGUGACAAUGAGGACAUGUACUACACGGAUGACGAGGCCGCCGCCUAUGCGCAGCACUACAAUGUCGGAGUCCCGACGGCAAACGGACAUCCUGCGGAUCCGGCUUCGGCAAGCAGCAAGUCUAAGAAAAAGAAGAAGAAGAAGCGGGGAAUGCUGUCCGAUGCGCAGGCGCAACCCUACGAUAUACCGAGCGGAAGCUCUUCGGGAAUGCUUGCUCACCCAGGCGCGCAUCCGCCUCCGCCCCCUCCACCUCCGCCGUUAUCCAAUCCUGCCUUUCGCUCAAUGCGCAGCUCGACGUCUAGGGACCGUAUAUGGAACACGUCGACGCAAGAAGAACGCGAGAGGAUCAGGGAGUUUUGGCUGUCGCUUGGGGAGGAGGAGCGCAAGUCGUUGGUCAAAAUUGAGAAAGAGGCGGUCUUGCGCAAGAUGAAGGAGCAGCAGAAACAUUCGUGCAGCUGCACCGUCUGCGGCCGGAAGCGAACGGCGAUCGAGGAGGAGCUUGAGGUCUUGUACGAUGCGUACUAUGAGGAGUUGGAGCUGUACGGCGACCAGGACAACAUUCCUGAUAAUGGCGAUUCCGUGCUAACCACAGGGAGACCCUACAGCCGUAGACAAGAUCCUCGCCUCCCGCCAGACCGCAUGAUCGAUCCUAACCAGCCCUACGACUCUGGCAAUCGCGUCGAAGAGAUAGGAGACGAGGAGGACGAGGAAGACGAGCUGGACGAAGAAGAGUAUAGCGACGAGGAUGAGGAGGACUACAGUGACGAAGAGGAACCCGAGGAGCUACCCGUGAGAGGUACAGCUGCGGAUUUCUCGUUUUUUGGUAACAGUCUGACGGUUAAAGCAGGUGGAAUUCUUACAGUGGCAGACGAUUUACUGAAGAACGACGGCAAGAAGUUCAUCGAGAUGAUGGAGCAGCUGGCGGAGCGUCGGAUGCAACGAGAAGAUCAAGUUGUAGAACACGCAGGCAGUUUGGCAUAUUCAUCAUCGAUGCAGAACCAUCACGCCGGGCACAACCACGGCCCACCCCCGGACGACGAAGAGUACGACGACGAGGAUGAAGACUACGACAGUCAAGAGGACGAGUACGAGGAGGAGGAAGACGACUUGGUUAGGAUUCAACGUCUAGCUACGGGGACCAUCUCUGACAAGUACCAGGACACGAUGACGGAACAGCAACGGAUGCGGGAAGGCCGAAGAAUGUUCCAAAUCUUCGCAGCGCGAAUGUUCGAACAGCGUGUACUGUCAGCAUACCGGGAAAAGGUCGCAAACGAACGCCAGCAGAAACUUAUCGAAGAGCUCGAUGAGGAGAAUCGGCGGACGGCAGAGCGCGAGGCGAAGAAGACCAAGGAUGCUCAGAAGAAGAAAGAGAAGAAGGCUGCGCAGAAACAAAGGCAGGCCGAAGAGAAGGCUCGCAAGGAAGCGGAAAAGAAAGCUGAGGAGGAGGCUGCCAAAGCGGCGGAGGCAAAAAGGCAGGAAGAAUUGCGGAAGAAGAGAGAAGAGCAGAAGAAGAAGAGGGACGCUGAGCGAAAGGCUCAGGAGGAGGAAAAGAAACGAAAGGAUGCGGAGAAGAAGCGUAGGUUAGAGGAAGAACGGUUGAAGCAGCAGGAAGCAGAGCGCAAGGCUCAGGAACAGAGGGCCGCGGAAAAGAAGGCUCGGGAAGAGGCAAAGCGCAAGGAACGUGAGGAGCGAGAGGCCAGAGAAAGGGAGGCGAGGGAGCAGAAAGCACAUGCAGAGCAGCAGCGGAAAGAGAAGGAGGCUAGGAUCAAGGCAGAGAAAGAGGCAACUGAGCUUGCGCGUAAGGAGGAAGAGGCGGCAAAGGCCAUCCAUCAAGCGCAAACUAACAAACGCCCUUCUCAGCCAACGCCGGCUUUGCCGCCCGGUCUCAUUUCCAAGCAGUCUUCGACCGGUUUCCCAUCCCCGCAUGUCCAAGUCGCAACUCCAAACCUCCCAAAGGCCCCGACACCAUCGAAGCCUCGCCAAAGCUCUCAACAAGGCUCUCACGGAUCAUCGCCGAGGACACCCCAGGUCUUCCCUGGAACCAGCAAGUCGGUCUCGCCGAGCAACCAGCAACCGAGGACUAUUCUGCAGAAGCCCCAACCACAAGUUCAUACGUCGACAUUGCAGCAUCCACAACCGAGUUCGCCAAUGCCGCCGAUAGGGCCUCCUCCCGGUAUGCAUGCUGGCUUUGGCGGCCUGCCUCUUGGUCUGGGUGCACCCUCGCCAAUGCAGGGGGGAAUCAUGCACGGCCUGAACCAGCCUCGUGGACCCAUGUUUCCCCACCCUCCGCCGAUCGGCGCGCAGUACCCCGGUUUCGCUGCCCCGAACGGUAUGCCCGCACCACCGCCUGGUAUGAACGCACCGGGUAUGCCACUUGGUCGAGGCUUCCCGGGGAUGUCCAUGCCCCCAGGCUUUGGCCAGCCUCUGCCCGGUAUGAGUGCGGCAGGUCAGAUCCCCGGAUUCAGUGCUCCUCGUGACAUAAUGCCAUCGCAUUCGCGCCAGGCAUCUGGAUCAGGAUCAUUUGACUCGUCGAUUGGCGGGCUUCCGACUCAUCCCAUUGCCCGGCCUACCCCCAUCCAGAGGCCAUCUAGCGUCAAGCCGCAAGAACCCACUCUGGAGAACAAGAGACCAAGCAAUCACGAGGUGGACGAGCUAAGCAACCACUUGGGAAGCAGUGCUCUUCUUGACGACAGCGAUGAGCCGAUUCCUACGAGUGCGGGUGAAGUCCGUCGUCCGAGUCUAGCACCGUCGGCAAGGUCAGGUAGAAUGGGCUUUGGCACUUCUCCACUCUUCACUGACGUGGGAGCUCGUGGCAUUGAUCCUUUUGGCAUGGCGAGUGGAGGGAGCAGCACGUGGGGAACCCCAACCGUGCCAUUUGGCCCUCCUGGGAUGGGUGGUAGCACGUGGGGAUCUCCUCCUGCUGGCAGUGGCUGGCCCACUACGGUUGGCAGCUUCGGUAGCGUUGGCGCUCCACUUGGUGCUCCACACAGACAGAGUAUCUCACGCCCUGUAUCAGUUCGCUUGAUGGUGUGCCAGGCAUGCAAGCAGCUUGCGCAGAGCCAGCCCAAACCCGAUGGCUUCUAUGAUAUGCCGACCAUCAUCCGUACCAUUGAAUCUUCCGUUCGUGGUCUAACAGAUGCGCCUGUGCAAGAGCACGAGGUUAUCGAUAUCUGCGAGACUGAGGGAGAUGCGCACAAUGGGGGCGGAUUCCUUCGUAAGAAGGACGGUCCAGAUGGCACCGUUGAGGUCAAGUUUGAGCCUGACUCGGCCAAUAGCGCCGGCGGCAUUCGCAUCCCGGGACAAGGUGCGCUGCACGGCUUGGGAGAAAUCGGCAGCCCGAUCCCGAGUCACUCGACGCCCUUUGGCAUGGGCGCCAGCGCCACCCCGGCGACUGCAGCUCGCACGUCACCAUUCUCCGCCUCCGCUCUUGGAGGUGGUGUAUCAUCACCGAGCUUUUAA